Molecule: messenger RNA, 3513 nt
Organism: Cynoglossus semilaevis (tongue sole)
Lineage: Eukaryota; Metazoa; Chordata; Actinopteri; Pleuronectiformes; Cynoglossidae
Product: complement factor H-related protein 5-like
Exons: 11
Coding region: 1325-2530 (401 amino acids)
Source: RefSeq, a predicted model, not a curated record
UUUUUUUUUGUUUUUUUUUUCCCCUUCCCCUGAUAAGACCACAUACACCGACGGAAGCAGUCUUUCCUGUGCUUGUCAUACGUCAUAUAAACCAGUUGCACAGGCUUGGUGGGCAACAAUCAGAUGUCUAACGGUGGCAUGAACCCAACUGUAUAGACAGGUUCCAAGAUCAUCUCCGAUGUGGUACGGACAGUUACGGGAUUGUUCGGGGAAAAUGAUUUACACCUCUUGUUGUGACGACUGGUACUUUCAACAGAAUCGUUGUCCAGCACCAUUUACAGCUUAAUAAGACUGACUGGCCAACAACAAAAGUCAAGAUGGACAAGAGGAAUCCUAUCACCUGAACAGAGCUUUACUGAUCUCGGAUUUUAUUUAUUUCAGGAUUAAUUUUUAAAAAAAGUUUAUAUAUUUUUUCAAUUGAAAAAAAAAAUUAUGUAUAAAGUUGUCUGAGUACAUGUUUAAUAUACAGUAAUCAACACAGGUUUGGGUACAUCAGUACAGUAUGCUGUGUAUUUUUACCCAUUCACAGACACUGCUGUCCUAAAUAUUCCCUCCAUAAAUGAAUCUAUGGAUUUCUUUGUUGAUUUCGUUAGCAUGUCUUAAAGUCACGUCUGGAAACACACUAGUCACAUGACAUACAGUAUCUUAUCGAUCCAGCUAACUGAGUUAGGAAGCUAAUUCAGUUAGCCAGUUUAGAUGGAUGGAUACAGUGCUAGUUGGCAAACCAUCCAUCUUGUUUGCUAACCGAAGAAGCUCAUUUAUAAAGAUAGUUAUCUGGUUUGUCCUCUAGCUCACUAACAUGCCAAACUCAAUAGAUCCAAAUCCUCUUGAAUUAGGUCUUUUUAGAUAAUUAUCCUUUUUUGUUUCUUUCAUCAAAACUCCAGACAGUUUUUUUUUGUUUGCAAUGUUGCCUAAUCUGCCCAAAUUAAACACUUAUUAUUAUGUUUGCCAUUUCAAAAAUAUUGAUCUCUGAACAUGUGUACUCUGCAAAGUAAACAUUCCGUGGGUUACAAUCACCGUUUCCCUUUUUCAGUCCUGGGCUAAAUGUCUUACACAAAAGGUUUUGCCUCAUCUGAUCAAAUUAAAGGCUUGAAAGAUUUUAAUCAAGAGGAAGAAAUUAAAAAAAAAAAAAUUUUAUACAUUCAGCUUACAUUUGAUUAUGUUCGUCAUUCCCUGACCCUGUGCGUCUGGCAAAUUCAUGUGAGAACAGUACACAAUACUAUCCUGUGAACUUUGCUCAUAAACCAGUGUAAACAGCUAAUGUUUGAGUCUGACUAAAGUCCAUGAAGUUGUUUAUUUUGUUGUUGUUGUUUUUUUUUUUUUUAUGUUAGAGUCUGACCAAUGCCACAACUUGGAAUCAUGUUUACUAUUUCUUAAUAUGACAGCCCUUCAGAGUAAUGCCCUCACAGUCAUUACCUGGAGCAGAGCUCAGUACGGUGGCUCAGUGUGCUGUUCAUUCACUUCUGUCAAAAUGAGUCUGAAGUGUGUUGGACUUGUUCCUCUGGUUUUGGUCUUUGGAGUGGUGUUGACGUUUGCCCAGUCAGUCGAUCACAACUGUCGUGAUCCCAUACUUCCUGACGGAUAUUUUCUUCCGCUGGAGAGUGAAGCUUCUGCUCAAGCAGUCAUCACUUACGCUUGUGAAAGAGGCCAUAAACCAGCAGCGCAGGGAUGGUGGGCAACCAGCAGAUGUCAGGGUAAUGCUUGGAUUCCAGAACCACGGUGUAUAGAUGAAAACGCCUGCCUUCCACCAACAGUCCCAAACUCAGAACAGCCCAAAGACCCACAGAGAUGGUAUGAGAAUGGACAUGUCAUAUGGGUAACAUGUGAAAAAGGCUACGAACACAAGGACCGCAAGACAACUGCCAAAUGUGAAAACGGAUCCUGGUCGACUUUGCCAGUUUGUGAGAGAGAUCCAGAUUCAUGUGAUGCCCCCCCUCAGGUCCCUCAUGCUAUCAUCGUCGGUCAUGAUUACCAAAAGGUGUAUCCCAGUGAUUCAUAUGUGACGUACCAAUGUGAAGACGGAUUCACUUCAAUGCAGAGUGACUCUGCAACAAAGGUUUUUUGCAUUGCUGGAUCAUGGUCUGAAACUCCAGUGUGCAAAAGACCUGUGGUCGACCCUGAAGCUGAUGGGAAAGUGACAGAACCUGAAGUCAGGGAAUGUGGGAAUCCUCCAAGCAUUGAAAAUGGUUAUUAUGUUGGACAAGAUAAAAUGACUUUAACAUAUGAAUGUCAUGCUCCUUACACACUGGACGGUCCAAACACUGUGGUAUGUUCCAACAAUGGGUUGUGGUCAGAACUACCCACCUGCAAAGCAAGAUCAGAUUGUCAAAUUAGACCCGGUCGAUACCAUGAUGGGCUUGAAAUACUUCAAGAAAUUCUGCUAAAUGACAGACGUGGUUUGAUGAUCAGAUGUUAUAGUAAUUUAUACAGGAUUGUUCGUUGCGACAAUGGGAAAAUAACUUACACCUCUUGUUGUGACGACUGGUACUUUCAACAUAAUUAUUGUCAAGCACAUGUUACACCUUACUGAAAGGAAAACCAUCUGCUGGAUGAAUCCCUCCCCUCUGACUGGCCAACAACAAAAGUCAAGAUGGAGAAGAGGAAUCCUAUCACCUGAACAGAGCUUUACUGAUCUCGGAUUGGAAUUUUUUUUUUUUUUUUCAUGAUUCAUUUUAAAAACCUUUUUUAUUUUUUUUUCCCAAUCUCUCUAAUGACGUUAAAUGUUUACAACAUGACAUGUGUCUUCAGUGAUCCGCUGGUAUAUUUAAACCAGAGCUCUUGAAGAAGUAAAGCCUUCAUUAAAUCUGUCGAAAAAAGUUUAUGUAUAAAGUUGUCUGAGUACAUGUUUAAUAUACAGUAAUCAACACAGGUUUGGGUACAUCAGUACAGUAUGCUGUGUAUUUUUACCCAUUCACAGACACUGCUGUCCUAAAUAUUCCCUCCAUAAAUGAAUCUAUGGAUUUCUUUGUUGAUUUCGUUAGCAUGUCUUAAAGUCACGUCUGGAAACACACUAGUCACAUGACAUACAGUAUCUUAUCGAUCCAGCUAACUGAGUUAGGAAGCUAAUUCAGUUAGCCAGUUUAGAUGGAUGGAUACAGUAAAUAGCAAAAUCACACUAUCUGGAAAACUGGAAUGCUUAGUUAGUUAGCAAACCAUCCAUCUUGUUUGCUAACCUAAGAAGCUAAUUUAUAAAUAAAAUGAUCUGGUUUGUCCUCUAGCUCACUAACAUGUCAAACUCGAUAGAUCCAAAUCCAUGUCAACUCUUGAAUUAGGUCCUAGGCUAAAUGUCUUCCACAAAGAGUUGAUUUUUUUUUUGCCUCAUCUGAUCAAAUUAAAGGCUUGAAAACUUUAUAUCAACAAGGACUCGAGAUUGAGUCAUUGUUAGAAUAUAAAGUGACCCCCAAAAGUUAUUUUCCACAUCUUUAGAAAUCCAAAUGACUGAAUAAAUAAAAGGUACCACAGUACACAAUACUAUCCUGUGAACUUUGCUCAUAAACCAGUGUAAACAGCUAA